GUGGAGCCAGGGAGGGUGGGCGUUUAGGCUGCGCCGACCCCUCAGCCCCCCUGCAGGAGACGUUCGGAACCCAGGACAUGUCGGGAUUGAGGAGAUACGAGGUGGCGCUGGAGGCGGAGGAGGAGAUCUACUGGGGCUGCUUCUACUUUUUCCCCUGGCUGCGCAUGUGGCGAAGGGAGCGGAGCUCGGCGCACCCUCGGGAGCAGAAGCUGGAGCCUCUGCGGGGCCUGAUGAGCUGUCUGUCAAACGGCCUGGGCACUGCUCCCCAGCGCUCCGGCCGCAGCCUCCCCCGCCGCACCCCUGCCGCCACUGCUCAGCCAGCCGGUGCAUUAAAGAUUUAAACCCGAGCCACCGUGCUGCCCUCCUGACUCUGCCGCCGCUGCCGCCAUUCGGGCUGGGAGCCCCUCUCCACGCCGGCUGUUUCCUUACUGACAGGGCCUCUCUCCCUGAUAGAGUGCCCCUCCGUGUACAGGUUCCCAUUACUCCUAAGGGUCCCUCAUCAGAAUCAACCUCCCCUUACUAUCAAUGACUGCCUUCCACCACCUAAUCCCUCACCCCGCCACACACACACUCAUCACUCUGAGUGUCUUGUCUGGAGGGAACUGAAUAAUCCUGACCUGGUCCUCCUCCCAACCUGAUCCCCGCAUCCCUAAAUUCUCACAACCCCAGCUUUCUGCUGCCACCUUCCUCCUAGACAGGACUUUGCCAAGUCUCUGAAGAAUCUUCUCCUGGGAGAGGAUCUAAAAUAUUUUUCAAGUCCAUAGUUGUAGGAAGUAGGCUGUGAGAGGAGGGAAAGAUUCAUAGAAGCUGUACUGUCAGCCUGCCAUAGGGGAAUGACUUAGAACUGUUGAAGGUCUUUCCUACAGUUAACACCCCAGCUACUGGCUCCUCCAGUCUGAUCCCAAGUUUAAAGAUAAUUGACAUCAGAGAAUCCCCUGAUGGUCCAGUGGUUAAGAUUGUGUACUCCCACCAUAGAGAGCACAGGUUCCAUCCCAGGUUGGGAAACUAAGAUCCUGCAUGCCAGUGUGGCA
Messenger RNA from Budorcas taxicolor (takin), 1031 nucleotides. RefSeq lists its product as uncharacterized. Bases 78 to 341 code for a protein of 87 amino acids. The record is from RefSeq and is a predicted model, not a curated record. The transcript has 4 exons. Lineage: Eukaryota; Metazoa; Chordata; Mammalia; Artiodactyla; Bovidae.